AUGCCACUCCCACAAGGUCUGCGUGCCGAAUUGAAAUUGCACCCUGAUGUGCAGUCGUUGGAUGAGGAAUGGUCUGGGGUCACGGACCCUGUCACUCGUCGUAAACUUCAGAACCGAUUGAACCAGCGGGCGGCGAGACGACGCAAGGCCGCACUGAAGAAGUCUGCGGAGGACGCCUCUGCGAGCACUAGCUCUUCUCCAGCUCCAAAUCCCAAAGAGGUUCCACUGGCAGAGCGAGCCGAUCUCAACGACCUGUUGGCCCUGAGGAAUAAGAGGCUCAAUCACAUUGAAUGGAACACUGCGCUUCAGUCGACCGGCCCGACAGAUCGGUCGCCAUUUGUGUCCAUCCGGAGCAAGAACUCCUGCCAGCGAUGGUACGAAGUGCUGCUGGAAAACCGGCUAGCCAUAGUCAAGGAUAUAGGGGAGAAGUUGUUGAGAGAUCAGGACAACGCAUGGAUGUAUCCGCUUCCGUCCGACCACCUGAUCUCCCUGGUCUACUACAACGUGUACCGAGCGUUCAUCUCAAACACCCAUUUGCUGGGGCUUGACCUGAACUUGAUGUACCUCGACGACUACCCUUCCCCGUUUCUACCCCUGUCGCAGAGUGCCACAUCCAAUAUACGGCACUUGCCACCCUCGCUGCAGCCGACGGAGCUGCAAAAGACCAUAGCACACCAUCCGAUGUGGGACAUCUUCCCGGAUCCGCAAAUCAGAGACAACAUCCUCCGAUACGGGGAAGAAAACAUUGACGACCUUCAGCUGUGUCUCGACAUGGUUGGGGAUGGCAACUACACGGGCUUGGGGAACCUCGACACUCAGCAAAAGAACGGAUUGAUCGUGUGGGCAGAACCGUGGGAUUCGACGGGAUGGGAAGUGACAGAGUCAUUUGCGCGCAAAUGGCCCUGGCUGCUCAAAGGAGCGAUCAAUGUUCAGCUGUCCACGAACAGAUGGCGGACGAGCCGUGGAGAGGAGCCCCUGGACUUUGAGAGGGUUCUAGAAGUUGAGUGA
This is a messenger RNA of Fonsecaea nubica, 1008 nucleotides long. RefSeq lists its product as hypothetical. Lineage: Eukaryota; Fungi; Ascomycota; Eurotiomycetes; Chaetothyriales; Herpotrichiellaceae. Bases 1 to 1008 code for a protein of 335 amino acids. The record is from RefSeq and is a predicted model, not a curated record. The transcript has 2 exons.